CUGUUAGUUCUUUAGGAACUGUGUUCGUUGUCUUACGUUAUUUCUCCUUGUCUCCUCACCAGUGGAGAAUACUGCCUUAAUAUUUCAUGAACAGAACAGCCAUAAUAUUUCUCACUCCGGCCAUCUUGUAGCUGUUUUCUGCAUGUGAAGAAAAGGAAUGCAGAAAACAGAAUUCCCCAUGAAGCUACGCUGUAUUGUAAAUGUGCAGAUGAGGGGAUGGAAGAAUGAAAAGAACAAAGAGAGAAAAAGAGACGGCUGGCCAUAACCCCAUGAACCUGAGACAAUGCCUUCCUUGAUAACCACUCUAUUCCAAAAUGCCAGGCACUAGCUAUUGCCCUUCAAGCUUCCUUCUCAGACAAAAUGACCAAACUGUCCCAAUCAAUCUUGCUUGUUGCCCUUUCUCUUUUGUCCCAAAACAAAGGACAAGGGAAAUGAACCGAGAGCCAUUCUCAGAAGGCUGCAAGGACAAUGUGGUAAAUCUAUCGGGUGGUCUAAUGCUCUUGUCAUAGGGCUGUUAUGUACCAUUAACUUGGCUAAGACGAACAAAUAAAGUGAACAAAGCGCAAUCGAGCCAAGGAAUAAAGAUUAAACGAAAAAAAAGGCGACACGAAGCUUAGAAUCAAAGUUAAACAUAGUAUCACAAACAAAGCUGCCCACAUGAACCGUGAAAGCUUGUCAUUGUGCUGGCACAGUUUGUAAGUAUGAGUUACGGCUAGCUUUUUUUGUGACUAUGUCUGGCACAGUCUGCAAAUACAAGCCAUGCAAGGAAGAUUUCUCUUUGCAAUAGCCAGCAGGAAGAAGAAAUCAAAAUAUUCUCUUCCAUUCGACUCUUUUAAAUCUGCAAUGCAGAGAGAAGAUGCUAAGCAAUAUACAUUGAAAGAUCAUAAUUUUGACUGAGGGUUCAUCUUCAUACACUGAUACAUCAUAUGGUCUAUUGCUCUCUCUUGACAUGGUGAUAUUGCAGCUUUCUGGUCCCACCCCUGUAAAUCCCCAAGCAAAGUUCUCCAUCCUUGAAUUGGCUCAUAGUAGUCGAAAGCAUUUAACAACUUUAUCUUCUUUCUCUUUGCCAAGUUUGUUCAUAUCCAAUUCUCAGCAACCUCAACACCCCAUAUCCUCAUUCUCUCCAGUAAAUCAGAGUGUUGCAGCUAUUGUAUUUGGAGACGGAUCAGAGUCAAGACUCUAUCCAUUGACAAAGAGAAGAUCAGAAGGAGCCAUUCCGUUAGGAGCAAAGUACAGAAUCGUUGAUGCAGUUAUCAGCAACUGUAUUAACAGUAACAUAAACAAGAUAUAUGCUCUAACACAAUAUAACUCUACUUAUCUCAAUUCUCACCUCUCAAGAGCAUAUUCUGGCUUAGGCCUUGGAAAAGAUGGGUUUGUUGAAGUUAUUGCAGCAUAUCAGAGUCUUGAAGAGCAAGGCUGGUUUCAGGGAACUGCUGAUGCUAUAAGAAGGUGCUUGUGGGUACUGGAAGAGCACCAAGUGUCCGAGUUUCUUGUCCUUCCUGGCCACCAUCUCUACAGAAUGGACUACCAGAAACUAGUAGAAGUCCAUCGAAGAAGCCAGGCUGAUAUAACAAUUGCAGCUUUGAAUUCAACAAGAGAUCAAGACCCAGGUUUUGGCACCUUAAAAGUGAAUUCAGUAAAUGAAGUUGCAGAGUUCCACGUGAAGUCAGAGAGGGAGCCAAUGAUUGUCCCUUCGGCUCAAAGUUCCCAAGCAUUCAAUGAUAAUGCUUAUAGGAAGUUAUCAAGCAUGGGGAUCUAUCUUGUUAAUAGAGAUAUUAUGACAAAGCUUCUAAAUGAAUACUUCCCCCAGGCAAAUGAAUUCGGAACUGAAGUGAUACCUGGCGCAAUUUCGAUUGGAAUGAAGGUUCAAGCUUAUGCAUUUGAUGGAUACUGGGAGGACAUGAGUAGCAUUUCAGCAUUUUAUCAAGCAAACAUGGAAUGCAUAAAGGGAUUAAACAUGGGAUACAACAGCUUCUACGAUAAAGAUGCUCCUCUAUACACCAUGCCUCGCUAUCUGCCUCCAUCUACUAUAAUUGAUGCUGUCAUAACAGACAGUGUGGUUGGAGAUGGUUGCAUCCUUAAUAGGUGCAAGAUAAAAGGAACAGUUCUUGGUAUGAGGACAACCAUUGGAGAAAAGGCCAUCAUUGAAGAUUCAGUCAUCAUGGGCUCUGAUAUCUAUCAAAAAGACUAUAUCCAAAGGAGUAGCAAGGAGGGCAUGGCAGUUCCGAUAGGAAUUGGUGAUGAGACUCACAUAAAGAAAGCUAUUAUAGAUAAGAAUGCAAGGAUUGGCAGAAAUGUAAUGAUUAUUAACAAAGACAAUGUGCAAGAAAGCAACAGGGAGGCCAAUGGCUACAUAAUCAGUGGAGGAAUAGUGGUGGUUCUAGAGAGUGCAGUGAUCCCAGAUGGCAGCAUUUUAUGAUAUGUUUGAACGUUGAACAACAUGAUUAUCAUUCUUUUAUUUCUCAAUUUGAUUAAAACAAAAUGUAUACUGACAUUUUUUGGAGGAGUGAGUGAUCUCUAUGCCACUUGGAAUGUCAUUCAACAUGCAAUUGACAAUAAAAUUUAAUUCUUUCAGUGAUUUUCUACA
Messenger RNA from Populus nigra (black poplar), 2587 nucleotides. Its product is annotated as inactive glucose-1-phosphate adenylyltransferase small subunit 2, chloroplastic. Gene Ontology annotation, biological process: glycogen biosynthetic process. The transcript has 9 exons. Gene Ontology annotation, molecular function: glucose-1-phosphate adenylyltransferase activity. Bases 950 to 2419 code for a protein of 489 amino acids. NCBI's taxonomy places the organism in Eukaryota, Viridiplantae, Streptophyta, Magnoliopsida, Malpighiales, Salicaceae. The record is from RefSeq and is a predicted model, not a curated record.